Messenger RNA from Helicoverpa armigera (cotton bollworm), 7242 nucleotides. RefSeq lists its product as uncharacterized. Lineage: Eukaryota; Metazoa; Arthropoda; Insecta; Lepidoptera; Noctuidae. The coding region runs from base 454 to 2769 and encodes 771 amino acids. The record is from RefSeq and is a predicted model, not a curated record. The transcript has 8 exons.
UUUACUUAUAGAAUAUGGCAACUCUGUGUAGUUCGCGUGCGAUUUGCGUCCUAGCGCUAUAGCAUUUAUUUUGCUGAUUAUUAAAUAGAAUACAAAAGUAUUUUUUAAAUAUAAACUAAUUUAUAAUGAAAACGAUGUGCAGUGAUAAGUUAAGAUAGCGUUUAUGAAAGUAUUGUCACGAAAUUAGUCACAAUGACCCCAGAGUUCACGGCUGCUAUUGCUAGUACAUUGUGAUAUUACCCAAUAUGGGAUAGAAAUUACAAACAAUUUAGGAAUUAGUGUUGUUUAUAUAAUUUAUUUAGUUUUUGUACAACUUCUACGAACCUAUGGUAGUUGGAUGUAGAUAAAAAUUGCUGUACUAUGGUUACAAAUGGUCAUUUUAAAGUCAUUGAACCUAUGCGCGGCGUGGUGACACUGUGCAGUGACUUGUGAAUCGGAAAUAUGUAAAUAAACAUGAACGAUAUAAGCUUGAAAAUAGUGGAAUCUCCGAAGAGCCACGGUGGUGUUGAUGUGUCUCCGACGGGGGAUGCAGGUGCCGAGAAUGAGGUGGAUCCGUUGGCUAUAGACGAAGCCGAACUCGACAGGAUCAAAGAGCCGGUAUCGCAAGAAGUGGUGCUCGAGAAACUUGACGAAGAAAAGGCGGGAAACUGUGAUGAUGAUGCCAAAGAAAAAAAUAUAAGUGAGAGCCAGAAUGGAAGUAGUGAUAGUUUCCUAAAUGUCCAGGCUGAGAAUGUCAAAGAGGAAUUGACAAAAGAAGAGAAUAGUCCCCCAGCGGUUGCCGAAAACCCUUCCCCUGAAGCAACAACCCAACCUGAGAAUGAGCCAGCAACCGUAGCGGAACCGACCCCAGUUCCCGAAGUAGUUGAGAAACCGGUUGCUCCUGAAAAUGCUCCUGUAGUUGCUGAGGUCCCAAAGAAGGAGCCAAGUCCUGUGAAGGAGGAGCUUAUGGUUGUUGAGGAGCCGAAAAAGUUGGAACGGGAAGCUGAUGUGGAUAUGACUGAGGUGGUCACGGUCGAAGAGAAAGUGGAACGGAAAACGGAAAAGCCUAAACCAAAGCCAAUGAAUGGGGAUGUUACUAAGGAGGAACAAGGAACGAAAAGACGGUCAAGUGAAGAGGUUGACACUGAGUCGCCGUUGAAGAAACUCUGUCAAGAAGUAGAGAAGACUUUCCCUCAACACGACACGAUGAUCAACGAUUACAUUCAGACAGCCACCAAGAACAACGUAGACGAAAUACAAAGGCAUACGGAACAACUGCUCUCGGAAAUACAAACGUUAAGGGAACUGGCACAAAAGAAAGAACAUGAAUGGAACAAUAUACUACACCUAAAAAAAGUCAAAGAGGAAAUUCUUCUAAGGCUCUUAAGACGAAAACAGGUGCUGUCCUUUGAAAAAUCUGCUGAAAUCAACGGUGCUGAUCGCGAUAGGGAUCCUUUCGAUUAUCUGAACCAAGCGAAGAACUUAGCUAUCGAUAAAAGUGAUGAGAUUUCAGGGUUGGCACUCAAACAGCCUGGGUCUACGAUCAGUCCUAUGAUGCAGACGCCAAUUAUGCCAGUUACAACGCAUUUUAACCCAAUGUCUGGGUUGCCGCCUCCAUACGACAAAGCGCAUAUGUCGAUGCCGAAACCAGUAUUCCCACAGCAAAUGAUGAUGCCUGGCCAUCUCACUGGCUUCCCUAGAGACAUGAAUGGGCAGCUACCUUCUAGCUUCGGGCUUCCCAUGGGCCGACAAGGUCCUACAAAAGAUGUGAAGUCGAUAAUAGCAGAUUAUAGGCAGAGGAACCCUGAAGUGACGCCCAGAAGAGGUCGGAGAAUGAAGUCCAUAUUGAAUCCUAAUAUGAUGAAUGCGCCAAGACCUAUAGCGCCGAAGAUGGAUAGUAUGAACAAUCUGAAUAGCUUGAAUAUGCUGUUUAAUAAUCUGGAUAUGAACCAGAAAGCGAUGUUAGAACGCCUCCAACAAAUCCAAGCUGGUGGUCUACCGAACGGCCUCUCCUUCAAAGACGUUCUGGUCCAGUUUGCCAACAUGCAGCAAGCCAACUCAGGCCUCAUACCCAACAGGCCUCCGGAAACAAUCACCAACAGGCCAGAACACCAUGUCAGGCCCGAGGGUAGGAGGAGACAGGAGAGAAACCACGAAGAUGUACAUGUGUCUGUGAAGCAGGCGGAGAGAUUAGCGUCUCCGAGCCCCAGGCUGCCACCACCACCACCGUACCCUGAAAUAUCUCUUCUACCUGUCACCACCAGCCAGGAGUCAACACAACAGAACUCCUUACUCCACGGCAUUCUCACCAAGCAGGCGUCUCCUGCGUCUCAGAGUUACUCCCCGACGUUGGCUAAACUGCUCAUGUCGCCGGAAAGGAAACAGAGUGCGCCAACGUUACCAACUUUCGGUCAGGCCAAGAAUUGCGGCGAGAUUACAAUCACGCCGGUGCAGCCGACCCCGCCUCCCGAGCCACAGCCUGAGAAGACUGAGGAAGUUGUACAGUUGGACGACGAAGAAAGUCCAGCAUCAGAAGGCGAAGCGUCCGGUUCUCCAUCAGGCUCCGGUUCAGGGCGGCUGGUGAUCGACGAGGGCGGCACGGAAGCCCCGGCGGAGACGGGCGCGGAGGCCGGCGAGGCGGCGGAGGCGGCGGACGACGCGCCGCUGUGCCAGGGCUGCAGGCGUAGAGACGCGCAGUUCGUCUGUGCUGGUUGCGCUAACCAGUGGUAUUGCAGUCGUGAUUGUCAGGUAGCAGCGUGGGACGAGCAUUCAGAAAUGUGUUCGGGCUAACCAUGAUAAGUAUAUACUAGUUGUAAUUAUAUACAGUAUAGCGCACACGAAUAUACCGUAUAUAAAUAUAUUUAUAUUAGCUCUAAGUUUACUGUACAGAAGAGCGGCGCUUGCGAGUCUCAAACUUAAUAGACAUGCCUUAAAUCGAAUAGUUUGUAUUGUAUGUGAAUCUCUGAUCUUGGGACGAGGUGCGAUCGUUUUCAGUAAAAAAAAAGGGGAAAAAAGUUGUGAUGAAAGUUCCUUAGGUUAAAAAAAUAAAUAAAAAAAAUUACCAAUUGAUCUCGGAUAUCCUAAGGCAAGUAAAAAUGUUACAUUUAGGUCCCAAUCAUAUUAUUUUUGGAUUAUUCAUUAAAACAUUAUUUUAUCUUGUAAUAUUGUAUGUAUUAAAUGGCAACAUUCAAUGUGAAUGAAAGCGAUCGCACUUUUAUAGUAAAGAUUGAGGUUUAAACUAAUUUUUGAUGCUACACAAGUCGUGUUUAGAAGUCAAGCAUUAAAUGUAAAAUAAAUACAUUUCUCGACUUAAGAUAUUAUUAUAAAGGUUUUAAGUAAUGUUUAAUUGGUGUUUCAAAAUUAAAAAUUAUAGUUGCCAUAUUUUGUAUUCAAUUUUUUUAAUACAUGAGAAGAAAAUAAGGUACUGUUUCAUCACUUCCAUAAAGGUAUGAUUUGUAAAGGCUACUUAAACAUUUGAAAAGAAUUGGUUAGAAAUAAGAGUGGGUUGCACCAUGUAAUUAUAACGAUAACCAAACCAUAACCAGCCGUAAAAUUGCUACCAAUUGGUCAAAACAGUGAUUUAACUGCUGUUCAUAGUAUGGUUAUCCAUAUAACUCUAUGGUGCAACGAUGCAACCAGCACUAAUUUUCUGUCAUACUUAUCGGGAGUUGUUAAAACUGGUCAGAAACCUAUGUUGGUUAGUACUUCCCAACAAAUACACUGCCAUAUAUGAUUCAAAUAAGUUUUUGUAGUUAAACAUAUAUAACAUUUUGUGAGUAAAAAAGAAAAUGCUUCCGCCUGUAACGAAAUUUCAAUUAAACAUUACAUAAAAACGUGUAUAGUGUCCUAAAAAGAUAUUCCUAGUAGAAGCCGUAUUAGCUGUGUCAUAAGCCUAAAUAUUCGUUUGACUAGCAUAGGAUAUAAAUAUUUAUGAUUUCAAUAUAAACCUAAAAAUUAUUCCUCUUUUUGGGAGUACUGAAUGGCUGCUAGAUGAAUAGCAAUGGCUGAUAAUUGUGACAUCAUUUGACAGGGCCGCCAUAUUUGAUUUUAACCAAUUUUUUUUUGUAAAUAUUUCAUUCUAAAGAAAUGAGAUAGAUCGACUCAUGACUCCAACGUCAUGUUAAAUGUUUUUGUUAAUAAGAAGCUCUACUUGCUUCUCAUCUCAAUUGUCAUUGGCAAAUUGGAUUGCCAUAAAUAAAAAUUAAUGAGAUCAAUUUCAAAUACCAUGAAAGUUAAUAUUCUUACAAUAAAUAUGUAAAAAUGUUUCCGUCAAAUUAAAAUAUGUUAAGCAGUAAAUGCAGCCGAAAAUCGAUCUCAGUGGCGUGCACUUGGAGAGGCAUAUGUCCAGCAGUGGACUGCGAUAGGCUGAUGAUGAAGCAGUAAAUGUUUUUAUGAAAUUGACUUUAAAAUCAAAAAGUGUUUUGACAGGCUAUGUUAAAUGACGUCAGGUAUAGCCGUGAAUUGUGUCUAAAAUAUAGUGCUAAAUGACCAUUUACAUGUAGUAUGAGGUUAAUGAAAUUUGUUCCUAAAUAUGUUUGGAAGCCAAAAUUGUCCGAUAGUAAAAUCUUGACGAAGUAUGAAAAUCGAAGCAUGAUCGUUUAUCAUAAUAAUUUUAUUGACUGAUUUUAUAAGUGUGAGGAAAUCGAAAAAAACUUUUAUUUGUAUUUAGUUCAACGUGGAAGCUAAAUUUAAUUUAUUAUAUUUUUCUUUUUUUACUUGUGACUCGAUUCGUUGCGAAUCUAUGGCCAAAGACCAUAGAGAUUCCGCGACUUAAAAAUCAAUUUUUUGUUUUUGGUUUAUUCUUAAAACAUUUUCGUAUUUUUCCGCAUCGCAGUUGUAAUGGAAAGAAGCACGUAGAUAUAGUUUUAAGUGCCUAAUAUUUUUGGCUUUUUAAUAAGUGGCUCAAAAUAUAAAAUAAUAAUAAAUGCAAAGAAAUAAUGUUUUGCUGCGAUGCGGGAAAAUGCCCGUGUUUGAAUAAAAAAAUAUAUGAUUAUAUGUGCAUCUUUUUUGGCAUAAUAUUAUAGAUACUUCAUAAUAAAAAAAACUGCCUUAUUGUAAAAACAGAUUGUUCAGCCAGUCAAGUACCCCCCUUUACCCUAAAAAUUAGGCCAUUCCUUUAAAAGCUAUGUAUAGAGACAUGGUGUUAGAAUUUACAUUAUUUAUGAGCGAAUACCCAACUAAUAAUGUAUAUGCAUUCUGAAUUAUGCCAAAAUUUACAAUUUAAUGCAUGUGUAUACUUACUUUUUUACGGUUGAACAUAGCCUGAUGUUGAUUGAAUCUUUGAGACAUUUGAAUAAUUUGUAUCUGGUUGUGAGAAAUUUUAUUAGAACACAAGUGUAAUGGAAUUCAGCUAGUCGAGUAUUUUUAUUUACUUUUGUACAUACAAUACAUACUUUGAUUUUCAUUUAAAAUAAACGUUUGGCCAAGCUUAUACUUAUUUUUUUAAACCGACUUCCCAAAGAGGAGGAGGUUCUCAAUUCGUCGGGAUCUUUAUUAUUUAUAAUGAACAUACAAAUACCCCGUUCCCCGAAUACAAAUAAAGCCAGAGAUACUACAUAAAGUAGUAUUUAUCGUAUUUUUUCAUUUUCAGAUUUCUAAGUUCCUUAAUCAUUUUUUGUUUAUGAUAAUAUGGUAUAAUUCAGAAUGCAGUGUGCCUGAGUGUAUUAUAUAAAAUAUAAAGCGAAAUAUAUUAAGUUAGCAAUAGCUUGUAAGGUUAAUGUAAUUAUGUGAAAAAUUUUACUUUUUUGUUUCAAUUUAAAUCGGAAAUUGAAAUCAAAUUUAUUUUCAAAAGGUCAGACGACGAUUACUUCAGACUUUUUGGCGAACAUGUUUUUUUUUUAAAUAUUUUUGACGCGAUAAAAUGUAUUUUGUGUCAUUUGAAGCAAUCGUCCGUCUCGAAGACGCCUUUUACAUUCGAUACCUAAUGUGAUUUUAAUAAAGCCUAAUUUAGCCGGGUAGUUCACAAAAUCACUGGCUAAAUACUGACUGGGUUAAGUAAAGAAUUUUUUGCACAGUCGAAUUUGUAAUAGCGAUUGAAACAUAAAUAAUAAUAGGGUUUAUUUUCUACAAUAAUGAACAUUAAUCGAGUAUUAUAUUGUAAUAUAAAGGAGCGUUCUAAUUUUCUACACUAUGUGCAGUGCCAAAAUAUAUGACUUGGGUAAAGUUUUGUAUGGUUUAUGUGCGAAAUGACCGGUUGAUAUGAGCAGUCGUGUUUGGUGUCUUGUCAAGAGAUUCCCUCUGGAAGACACAGGCUUGCUUGUUGUGCCUUGCUGUAUAAUUUUAAUAGUUUAAGGGUGUGAAACAAAGAUGGUAUUGCUCAAACGCCUUCAUUUUAACUUUUAUUUUCGCCAAAAAAUAUUUGAUAAAUAAAUUGCCAGACUUAGUAAAUACGCUUCAUCUCGGCGAGUAUUUUCUUUUGAAAAAUAGUAAUUCUAUUUACAAUACCCGGUCAAUUCCGACUAAUCAUUAUCAACUUUACCCAUUUAUUAAUAGUUUAUUUUCAAUAUUUCAACAAAACAUGAGUUUUUCAUUUAUUUACAGUUUAUUGUUUUAUUCGAUUGCAAAAAUGAAGUAAAUAAAAUAUGAUCCUUGAAAGGAAUUAUUUUUUUUUUGUUUAUUAAUUUAGUUUGCUGAUUUAAAGUAGUUAAUGUGGGGCAUCUAGUGUUCAAAUUAUUUUGCGAAACUGUGGCGUUAUAUUAUAAAUCUUUAUUUCCAGGAUUUUGCCAAAAUUCAAAAAGAACUUUAAACUAAGACGGCAUAGACAAAUCGUUCGUGAACUAUUAUGAUGAAAGCAGCUUUUAUUGCUAAGUUUGUGUGAGUGACUUAUGCACACGAAUUGUAAUGUGCAAAGUUCCACGAGGUUUUUUAUUUGCCAUGCCACAAAAAUCUCUUUUUUCGCAAAAGUAACAAGUAACAACUGGAAUUACUAAAUAACAUCUAAUUACCUGUAUUCUGCAAACAAAAUACACAAAUCCUUAUUUUUCUGUAAAUUGAACUGAUAAAUUAAAUUCAAAUUUAAAUUUAUUCAAAUUAGGCUUACAUGUUAGCCAAUAUGAAAAAAAGCAACAACAAUGAAGUCUCCAGUUGUGUAGUAUGUUCUUGUAACGCCACAGUAUACCACAGUGUAUCAUAAACCAGUAUGUCGUCUUCACAUCGACUCGUACGCGUGUCCGUAUCGCUAGUCACGAUUUUUGUUACCUAUAUAACUGUUUAUGUAUUUUGUAACUUAUGUGUUAUAUAAGAAUAAAUCACUACUGUAUUUCA